Anguilla anguilla (European eel) is the source of this 3243-nucleotide messenger RNA. Its product is annotated as 6-phosphofructo-2-kinase/fructose-2,6-bisphosphatase 4-like. Lineage: Eukaryota; Metazoa; Chordata; Actinopteri; Anguilliformes; Anguillidae. Bases 128 to 1543 code for a protein of 471 amino acids. The record is from RefSeq and is a predicted model, not a curated record. Gene Ontology annotation, molecular function: ATP binding; fructose-2,6-bisphosphate 2-phosphatase activity; 6-phosphofructo-2-kinase activity. The transcript has 14 exons. Gene Ontology annotation, cellular component: cytosol. Gene Ontology annotation, biological process: fructose metabolic process; fructose 2,6-bisphosphate metabolic process.
CCGAUAUGACAUCCAUCCCUGCUGUAGCUACUAGCUGGGUGCCACAGUAUUGUGAGCAGCAUUCCCAUUUGCAGUCUUCAGAAAACGGGUCAUGGUGCAACAACCAGGAUAACUAUACGAAGACGUUAUGAUGGCAACAUCACCCCGUGAGCUCACACAGAACCCGCUGAAGAAAAUUUGGAUGCCCUAUAAAAAUGGUCUUCCAGAAAAACAUAUUUCUCAGAGAAAGGUAUGCAUGACCAACUGCCCCACCCUUAUUGUCACAGUGGGACUCCCGGCAAGAGGGAAGACUUACAUCUCCAAGAAGUUGACCCGCUACCUGAACUGGAUAGACGUACCCACCAAAGAGUUCAAUGUGGGGCAGUACCGGCGGGAGUGUGUGAAGAUCUACAAGUCCUUUGAGUUCUUCCGUCCAGACAAUGAGGAGGGUUUAAAGAUUAGGAAGCAGUGUGCAUUAGCAGCACUGAACGAUGUCCGACGGUACCUCAGAGACGAGGGUGGGCAGGUGGCGGUGUUUGAUGCCACCAAUACGACAAGAGAGAGAAGAGGGACCAUCAUGAAGUUUGCGGAACAGAAUGGCUAUAAGGUGUUCUUUGUGGAGUCUGUCUGUGAAGACCCUGAGGUCAUUGCACAGAACAUUGUGCAAGUGAAGCUGGGCUGCCCAGACUACAUAGACUGUAACACAGAGGAGGCCGUACAGGACUUCAUGAAGAGGAUAAAGUGCUACGAGAACUCAUACCAGCCUCUGGAUGAAGUUCUGGACAGGGAGCUGUCCUUCAUCAAGAUCAUGGAUGUGGGCCGGCGCUACCUGGUGAACCGGGUCCUGGAUCACAUCCAGAGCCGCAUUGUGUACUACCUCAUGAACAUCCACAUCACGCCCCGUUCCAUUUACCUGUGUCGGCACGGGGAGAGCGACCUCAACGUCAAGGGUCGCAUCGGGGGUGACUCUGGGCUGUCCCUGAGGGGCAAGGAGUUUGCCCGGUGUUUGGGGCGCUUCAUUGAGGACCAGAACAUCAGGGACCUGAAGGUAUGGACCAGCCAGAUGAAGCGGACCAUUCAGACGGCAGAGGCCCUGGGCAUGCCUUACGAGCAGUGGAAGGCCCUCAACGAGAUUGACGCGGGCGUGUGUGAGGAGAUGAUGUAUGAGGAGAUUCAGGAGCACUACCCACUGGAGUUUGCUCUGCGGGACCAAGACAAGUAUCGUUACCGCUACCCCAAAGGGGAGUCGUAUGAGGACCUGGUGCAGAGACUGGAGCCAGUCAUCAUGGAGCUCGAGCGUCAGGAGAACGUGCUGGUCAUCUGUCACCAGGCUGUCAUGCGCUGUCUCCUGGCCUACUUCCUGGACAAGUCUGCAGAGGAACUUCCUUACCUAAAAUGCCCUUUGCACACAGUCCUGAAACUCACUCCAGUGGCUUACGGCUGCAAGGUGGAAUCCAUUUGUCUGAACAUAGAGGCAGUGAACACCCACAGGGACCGACCAGAGAACGUGGCUGUGCAGCGCAGCAGAGAGGACGCCUUGCAGACCGUGCCUGCCCACCUAUGACCCCCCUCCAGGACCCCGACUUCACCCACGCGCCAGUCUGGACUGCCUCUGUCUGAGGAACUCAACACCCUGCAUGGUAGGACACCUGAACCCCAUUCCAGCCCCCUGCUGGGGUCAGCAGCCCGUAGCCUGCCCAGAAAACAACUACCUGCCUUCAUCUUUUUUUUCUUUUACAUACUUAUGAACGUACACAUUACAUUGUUAGUAAUGGCUAAUUAACCCAUUUUGGGUACAUGGUGUCAAAUGAUGUGAAUAAAAACUGAAAAUGCUGUGGGGUAAUAGCACUGAAACACAUUGGUCUGUCACCCUAACUGAUCACCGUUUUCCAAUCUCCUCAAAGGCAGCCUUUGGGAAAUGAAGAAUUUAUUUUAAAGUAAAAAAAAAUAUAUAAAAACCACUUGAUAAAUCGGCAAAGGUAUCGGAACUCAACUGCAGUCUAGAGUGACGUCCUAGAAUUUUAGUUCUUUCAUUCAUGUAUGCUACUAUUUGAGUGUGUGAUUAAGGAGUUCAUGGGGAAAAAAGGAUAUAUUAUAGUAUACACUGUCAGUGUAGUGCACUGAAUUUUCCUUUUGCAUUUGACUAAUGAAAUUUCCGUUCAACGUGUGUUUUGGCCUAGCCUACAUCUCAACUACAAAAGAGAAUAACAACAAUGUAUACCCCACAUUAUACUCUCACCAGCCACCAACAAUUCCUCAUAACGUUCUCCCAUAAGAAACCUUUUCCACACCACAAUAUCACUUCUCUAAGCUAAUCAUGUAUACAAAUGCAUUAUUUAAAACAAAUGGAAACUCACAAACACACACUCAACACCAGCAGAAAAUAAAUAAUAGUGUAUUACUGCAUAUAACACCAAGACUGACCACAAGUGAUUUUAUGUGUGGAAGAUGGUCCUGAUCAAAAGAAGCAGUGUUGCAAAAAGGAUUCUGAUUGGGAGAUUGUCCCUAUUACCUACAUAGUCCAGUGAAUUUUACAACUGGCUUGAAAAUUGAUCAGAAGUACUUCUGGGUGUUCAGUUUGCUGGUAAACCCACAUGAGUGUAUUGUUGGCAAGAACAAAAUGCGGGCAGGACUAUUACAGUAGACCUAUAUUAAAGUUUUAUGAGGAUAUAAUGCAUUGCGGUUUUAUUAAACAAUGGUGUUCUGUUUUGUCAUGUUGUGUACCAUCAUUAUAUGCUGAAAUUUUUCCUUCCAUCCAGCAUUGCUUUAUCAUCAUACCUACUUUUUGCUACUUUAACCCUUGUUUUUUUUAAGGUCGCUAUAACAUGGAAGCAAAUGUACUCAGAACUUUUAAUUGCAUGUUUAGUGGCAUAGGCGUGUUUUUGUUAAAAUUAUUUAAAGUACUGUUACUGCACAGCAGUGUUAUACAUUUAUCAAAAUGACACAAGCCUGUGUCUUCAGUCCACCAGGAAACAUGUAAACACUGAACACUCCUCUUGUAUUUGUCCUGCUAGAGCAGCUAUUGUCUUUCUUGUUGUGCUCAGUGUACUACGUCACACACAGAUCUGAAGUGAAUUUUGAUAUGGCACUGAUCUUUCUGUCACAUAGUCCAUUUGGGUAAAUGGAGAUGAUUAUGUAAUAAAAUAAUUAAAUAUUGCUGGUAACUGCUUUUUUUCAUUUUAGUCACUGUGAUCCAUUUUGUUCUCUGAAUGUAUUAUCUUAACAAAACACUCAACUGUUCAUCAUAAAUGUUACCUGAUUCUA